Messenger RNA from Neurospora hispaniola, 5148 nucleotides. RefSeq lists its product as uncharacterized. The record is from RefSeq and is a predicted model, not a curated record. Gene Ontology annotation, cellular component: nucleus. The coding region runs from base 1 to 5148 and encodes 1715 amino acids. Lineage: Eukaryota; Fungi; Ascomycota; Sordariomycetes; Sordariales; Sordariaceae. The transcript has 2 exons.
AUGUUCGGCAGCUCGCGGAGGCAUCGGCCGCCCAAUCCGCCUUUGACCGCGGCGACUGCGAAUCCCAAUGCUGCCUCCGCCGCCGCCGCCGUCUUCAAGCGCAAUGAAGCUCAACAAGCCUCGAACCUGUCUGCCGCUGCCGCCACCGCCGCCCUCCGUGCCCGACCCAUCACCCCGACCAAUGUCGCCCAAGUCCAAACGAAGCGCACCGUCCGGCGCAGCGCCUCCGUGGCUUCCACGCGUACGAACCCCGAUACCCACGGAAGACCAAGCCUACGGCGCACCGGGAGCUCGAGCUCCAUGACCGAACGCACCUUUCGAAGCCCCAGUCCACACCACCGACCCGAUAGCAGAAACUCCGGACGGCGUCAGUCCCAGUCCAUCGAGGACUUACCCCCUGUUCCGGAAUUGCCCAGGAAUGUGGCCACAACCGUUGGAACGGCGGGGACGGGUGCGCCCCAGAAGAGUGCGCACCGCAAAACACAAAGCCUGGGCGUUGAACGCGUCCCAUCACAGAAACCGGGCACGGACGAUGGUCCAUCUUGGUUUGGGCCCGCCAGAGUGGGAGACUUGUCAAGCGUCCGAAGAACGGAUCCGGCAAUGGCAAGCCCACCAUCGAGUCCACCCCAGGUUGCGAUGCAUCAGGAAGAUCGGCCUGAAAGUCGGGCGUCAUCCAUCAAUUUCUCGUAUCCAGCCCGGGUUAGGGUCGGCUCACCGCCAGUAUCCCCGGCUGAUACCCGCAGCACCACCGACUUUCCGGCUCAAGAUUCCCAAUCGGCGGUCCAGCCCCAGCGGUCAAGGGGUUCCCUAUUAUUAGAGGCGGGGACCCCAUCCUCCACUCGACCGCGAGCCUCCUCCGCUUCUGCCGCAGACCAAGCAUUGGUCUACGAUCCCAAUUCCCGUCGGAUGAUCAGACGUUCCGACCUCCUCGCCGUUGAACACGCCAUCGUAGCAGCAUCGCAGCAACCUACCCGAUCCAAGAAGAAGAAACACCCUCCCAAGGCUGGGACACACCUCGCACAAGGCACCGUGGGUCGUACUAAGAGUAACGUCCCAACAAGCAACCCGACUGGUAAUACCGGUACCGCUACCACAACAAGGACAGCUCCACAGGUACAAGUACAAGCCCCUGUUCAACAGUCAUCACCUGUACAAGAUUCUCGCCAGGAGACAGAGGAGCAGUUACACUCGCGAUUUGCUGUAGCUUCGCCACCGACUGAACCUCAGCCGACUCAACAACCACAGGAAGAGGACUGGGAGUCUGAAGAAGAAGAAGAGGAGGAGGAAGAAGAGGGAGCCUUUACCGACCACCAUCAUCCAACAACGUCAACAUCAAUGGUCGUAACUACAGAUGGUCGUCCGAUGGUGAGGAGGCUGCCGUCCAUUGUGAGGGAGGAGCCAGAGUUGGAAGAGUCAGAGUCUGAUGAGACAAAUACGUCGAGGAUCUCAAGCGCUCUCGACUCGAUACCAUCCCGACAGAGGAUAGUCUCACAUAUCCGCUCGCAGUCAGAACAACAACCAAUACAGUCAUCUUCCCAAGCUAGUCAGCUACCAAUUCGGGCAGCUUCGGUGUCUCAGAAGAAGAACCAACCUACUCGGGCCUCCUCAAUAAGCCCGGCUCGCCAAGCACACUUUGGACCUGUUCAAGAUACUCUAACUGUUAGGCAUUCACCACCACCCCGAUCAGUCUCCCCACGAAAGUCGGCCCUUAAACAACCAAGCCCCGUCCGCGGCCCAUCGCCUUCUGAUCUCUCGUCGGAGGCCUCAUGGAGUACAGACCGGCCGGUGCAACGGAAGAAGUCCGUGCGGGUAAGCUUCGAUGAUGAAACUCAACCAGCCAUCGCCGAGCUUGGCCCCAAAGAGCGAUCGGUCUCACCACCUCUGGCUAGCCCUACCGGUAUCCGCCGAUGGGCAAACGCGGACUUGUCGGCGACACUCGACGAUGAGGAGAUGGCGAUGAAGCCACGACCGGCGCUUCCCAGCUUUGGCAGCGUGAGAAAUGUCAGGAAACCACAGUUACAGGAACCGAAAGAGGGCGAACGACCACUUCGACCGAUAGGGGAUGUUGCUUACGCCACACCAUACACCACGCCACUCCCCCUAAGCCCUGUAGCCGAAAGUUUUGGGCAAAGCAGUGACUAUGCUAUAGGUGGCAUGCUACAGAGAGAGCGUGAGGAACGGGUACGAAGUCCAGCUAAUAUCUCGAGGUUUAGAGAACCCCUUCCACCGGUGGUUACAUUGGUGGAGGGAAGUGGAUAUGCCAGCGACGACAGUGAUGGGUCGACCAGUCUUGCGUCCGAGAUGACAGGCAGCUUAUACGACUACCCGAGUUUCAUGGAGCCGCCACAACAACCGCGUCGCAACUCGCUAUCCUCGCCACAAACAUCUCCCGUUAAGACGGCUUUUCAGAAUAGAAAUGCCCCUGCCAUCGACUCGAGGUUUGUUGCUCAGGAGGAAGCUCGGCGGCGGAAUAGUGCUCCGAAUGUCCCAAUUAUCUCCUUGACACAGCCAACUCCCCAAGAGAGCCAGAACGAAGCGCCCAACUUUUUUGUGGAGGUUCCCGGCGGGUUUCCCGAAGAUUCGGAUACGUCCAAGAGUUCGGCCACUGGUGUUGAACAAGCUAUUGGACAACAGACGACAGGCACUCAAUCGCAGCCGGCAUCGGAAAGUGAAUCGGAUAACUCAAGUGUAUACGCUGAUGCCUAUGAGGAUCUUUCUGAGGCCGAAGGGGAGGGCUAUCAGUCACUCAAUGCUGUUUUGGACUUUCCUGGAGCCAACGACCCCCGCCAACAUGAAGUCCAUGACAACCCGUCGCCUCCCGAUCCGCCCCGAAGUCUUGUACCUGCACUUUCGACUGCUACCACGGCCAUUGGAUCUUAUUCUGGAGAGUCGCCUCAAGAGGACGACUGGGAGCGGGCCAAGGCUUAUUGGAGGAGUCUUACAGCUGAGCGAAGAGCCCAACUGGAGCGGGAAGCCAAGGAGGAUGCUGGAAUCGAAGGCGACAGGGAAGAGACGAGCGUCCCGGGAGAAAAGCCCAGGAGGAAGAAGUCGAUUGAGAAGAGGACUUCGGAAAGGCAUGCUUUGGCCGUGCAGAUGGCUCGGCAGAUGAUGCUCGAGCAGCAACAGCAACAGCAACAGCAACAGCAACAGCAACAGCAGCAGCAGCAGCAGCAGCAGCAGCAGCCGCCUCAGGAGGAGCAGGUCCGGAAGAAAAAGGCCAAGGGGAAGGCAAAGGAAACGGCAGCCUCUGCACCUGCUCGCGUGACCGCCGAACGUAGCUAUCAGAUCAAGCCUGGGACGAAAUGGGAGGAGCCUGAGGUUCCUGUAGUACCGGCGGCAUCGACAAUGACGAUGCGAACUACUAUGCGUAGUACGCCUCUUCAAUCCAAGGCUGCCCCCGUGAAGGACGGACCUCGCUUCCGCAAAUCCUUGCGCUCUGAACCUCCGGCCGACCGGCGAGCAUCUUGCCCAGAUCCUGCUCCGGUUCCUGCAACACCUCAGCCCACGAAACGAGAACAUCGUGCAGCCUCUGAUGCUAUGCUUCCGGCUCCCCGAGCCUCUACCAUUCGCCUAGCAAACACACACCAGUUACACAUCAAGCGUCGUGACUCUACCAGUAGCGAUAGCAGCUUCAAGCGCGCCCGCGCUAGUUCGGCAGGACAAGGCCUUUCUGCUGGCGGCUUUCCUAAGUCUCUCCGCCCGAAGUCUCCAACUGCUGGAUCAGUUGACAGCCGCGGAAAUGGCACCAAGUUUCUCACUUCUUUGCGAGCUACGACGCCUACCAAUUCGAACUCUAGACUUGACACACCGCCUUCUAGUAGGGGGACAAUGGGCUCGGGCAUGGGCAUGGGUGUGGGUAUGCGUACCACGCUUCGUGACUCUGUAGCAAACAGCGGUGGGAGGAGAAGUCCUGGUGGCAUGAAGAUGCCUACACUGGGAAAGAAGGGAGGCGCCAGUGGAAAGAAGAGGACAUCGAUUGGAAGUAAGUUCUCCAGCAGGUUCGGGGAUUCGAGCGAUGAGGAAGAUGCCGGGGUUGCCAGCAGAUUCAGAAGCCGGUUUGACGAGUCGAGUGACGAAGACGAGGUCGUGCCGCCGGUACCGGUGGUUUCGUCCGGAUUGAGGGGCUCGGCUUCGGCGCCUGUGGCAGCGGCUUCUCGGAGUAUGGCUCGGGGCAGUAUGCGUGAUAGACAGGUAUCUAUUGCUGAAGAGGAGGAAGGAGGGUAUAAUUACAGGGACGGUGCUUCUCAUGGUGAUGGUAAUGCGCGUGGAAGCGUUGGAUCCCUUGGCGGUCAUCAGAAAUUGUCGAAGACGGCAAGACUCGGUUCUGCAAUCGCGCCAGCGCAAGCCGGCUACGACAACGACGCAGCAGCGGGAGACGAAGAACUCCGUCGAACCCGCUCUGGCCGUGGCCAGAUUCUGCCUACGUCGCAGACAGCUUCUAAUGUUGGGACUUCUGAGGCCCCUGCGGCUGCCACCGAGCCGCACCGCCCCAAGCGUGGCCUGAUGUCUGUUUUCUCGCGUAAGAAGCACCAUCAUCAACACGUUCAGGAAAGUGCCGACGCCAUCGCUCGCCCCGAAGCACCAGUGGAGAGCGCCGUGAGGAAGGAUACCAAGCUAGAGAGGAGCAAAGCUGAGUUGAAAGGGUUGAGAAACCAAGGCCAAGUCGAUCAGGAUCGGCAGGUCGAUGUCGAGGAGAGGUUGCAAACUCCUGCUACCAUCGACACCAACAAUACCUCGGAUAUAAGCCCCAAAAGCCACCAUCCCCGCCUCCAUAAGCGGGGCUCACGAAUGCCCAGCUUUUCUCUUCCCGGCCGAAGCGAAAAGGCACCAUCACCGGUACAAGAAAUCAUGAACGAAGGAGGCAUUCCCAUGCCGGGAUUUAUUAGGAGAUCCGGCACCGCCACUGCCGCCGCUACGGGUGGAAGUCUUGGGACGAGGUCUAUCAGCGGUGGAUCUGGUCAGCCGAAUGGUCCAUUUGCUGUCGGGGUAGGGCCAAGGAGGGCUAGUACCGCCACCGCGUUGUCCGCAGCAGGCACAGCGGGCAACGAGAGAAUUCCACCUGUAAGGUCUGAGACUCCAACAGGCAAGAAAAAGAAGUUUGGCGCGUUGAGGAGGAUGUUUGGACGAUCGGAUAACGGCAGUGGGUAG